AUGUCGGUUAAAAAACUGCAAGAGAAAGUGCGAAAGGAAAUGAAAAAAUCGUCAUCAGACACCAAGCUUCAAACAGAGAAAAAGCCUCGGUCGUCACAAUCAACUUUGUCCCCCAAAACAUCGAUAUUGAUUCCAAAGCAAAAUGUUGCUCAAACGCCGCUUCAAAAGGCUUCUGCGAUUCAACGCCGAGAAGUUUUUACGGACAUCCCAAAAGCCUCUUUCCAGAAACUUGUCAAAUCCGUUGUUCUUGACAGUGGCGACUUCGCCUUUCGAGAUGAAAUCCGUUUCAACAGAGAGGCAAUCAUCGCAAUACAACUGAUCGCAGAAGACUUCAUUAUACGACUCUUCGAGGAUAGCUCGCUCUGUGCCUUCCACGCAAAGCGGAUAACGGUCAACAACCGUGACGUCAGACUUGUCCUGCGUCUCAGAAAGAUGUUCCUCUAA
Molecule: messenger RNA, 444 nt
Organism: Entamoeba invadens IP1
Lineage: Eukaryota; Evosea; Mastigamoebida; Endamoebidae
Product: histone H3, putative
Exons: 2
Coding region: 1-444 (147 amino acids)
Cellular component (GO): nucleosome
Molecular function (GO): DNA binding; structural constituent of chromatin; protein heterodimerization activity
Source: RefSeq, a predicted model, not a curated record